This is a messenger RNA of Lepisosteus oculatus (spotted gar), 2658 nucleotides long. The record is from RefSeq and is a predicted model, not a curated record. Lineage: Eukaryota; Metazoa; Chordata; Actinopteri; Semionotiformes; Lepisosteidae.
UCUGUGUUAAGUUUUAUGAUCUAAUGCCAAAUAAAUUACCAAAAUGCUUUUCUUUUAAGCCACAGUUUGAAGAGCUUGUGCAGUUCAUGUCAAGCAGACCCAUUCACGUGCUGAUAUUGAGCAGGAAAAGUGGAAACAGCAAAAAAGAUGAUUCCGCCUGGGCAGAAUUAAUUGGUCCUGCAGAUGUUGAUGUAAUUAAGCCACCAAAGCGUCCCAGGUCAAGCCGUGACAUCCAAGAGAAACUAGAACUGUCAAGUCAUGACAGCAAGGAGCUUGCAAGCAGGGAGUUAGCAUUCUUCUUUCCAUCCUUUGGUGAAGAUGAAGGGAAGCAAACCACAGAAGGAGGGUACAAACCCCAAAUCCAAAAAACUCUGGCUCUUAUUCGCCCUAGUCUCCUCAGAGAAAAGAAAGGUGAGAUCCUGAAGACAAUUCAUGAAUCUGGCUUCCAAAUUGCAAUGCAAAAGGAAUUGACCCUAACAGAGGAGCAAGUGACAGAGUUCUACAAGGAUCAUGCCGGCCAAGAGUACUUUCCGAGUCUGAUAAAGCAUAUGAUGAGUGGUCCUGUUCUGGCAUUGGCUUUGACCCGAGAGGAUGCAGUGCAACACUGGAGAAAGUUGUUGGGUCCAAAAAUGAUCAAUGAAGCGAAAGGAAAAGCACCUGACAGCCUGCGUGCUCAGUUUGCUGUUGACAAUGUGCCAAUCAACCAGUUGCAUGGCAGCUCAUCUCCUGAGGAAGCACAGAAAAAUCUCAACUUUUUCUUCCCUGUUGAGCACACCCUGGCUGUUAUUAAACCUGAUGCUGCCAAAGAACACAGAGAUGAUAUUAUAAACAGUAUCAAAGAAGCAGGGUUUUGCAUUUCACAAGUAAAAGAGACCAAGUUAACCAAAGAAAUGGCUGCAGAGUUUUAUAAGGAUCACCAAGGAAAAGUGUUUUACGAUCAGCUCGUCGAUUACAUGUCCCAGGGUCCAUCCGUGAUGAUGAUUCUUAGUAAAGAGAAUGCUAUUGAGGAAUGGAGGAACACGAUAGGCCCUGUGGAUCCAGAUGUAGCCAGGCAAAUCGAUCCUAACUCCCUUCGAGCUCAGUUCGCCAGAAGUGUGCUGGAGAAUGCACUUCAUGGAUCUUCCAGUGUGGACCAUGCUAAGAAAAACAUUCGAUUCAUAUUUGGCGAUAUUGACUUGAAGUGACAGAAAACAAUAGAUGCCAUUAGUAAUCAAGGGAAUGAAAAUGAAUUGUAAAAAAUUAUACAUUCUUUGACUUUGAAGACAACAUUAUCAUUCCGCUUGCAUAAACUGCAACAUAAAGAAUAUACAAUGCACAGUAAUAAAAGUUAGCUAACACGUUAUUGCUAAGCUCAAACAUAAAUUCAUAAAUAAAACAAUCGAAUACACCAGGUACUCUAUAUUUAUACUGUAGUUGUUUUUUUGUUGUUUUAACUGUUGUUUUCAAUAACAGACAGCUAAUGAGUAUACAUUGGGUGAUUAGUCACAUAGACAACACAUUGAAUUGUUCAAGUAUCAUUUUAAUAGAAAACUAUCAUUGAGCUGAUUUCCAAGCAAAAAUGAUUACAUGAGCAAACACCUAAUACCUUUCACAAUAACAAGGCUAAAGACAAAGAAAUACAUAUUUAAAUAUGUUAAAGAGUUCCACUAAGAAAACAGCAUCUAUACAGUAUUCCUAGAAAUACAAGGGCAGUAGUUAUUGGGAAUUAAAAUGGUCAGAGUCUGCUAAGGCAGUGCAUGGUUGUUAAGGACAGCCAGCUUCAAUGUAUUUGAACAAAUCUGAAUUUCCUUAAAUCUCCCUUUCAGUUUGUUACAUUUUUACAAUUUCCCAAGUUAUAUGUAAUAAUUUCAAUACUUAAAAAACAUUUUCACGCUACUGAAUGCUUUGUGAGAAAUAUGGCUUAUACAAAGCUUUAAAUAUGAUAAAACUCAAUGUCUAUAGGUGCAUUUUCUGUGCAUUCAUCUACCCAUUUUCAAUUACAUUGAGUCCAUUUGAAGGUGAUUGUGACCUGGAACCUAACCUGGAAGCCAAUGUUUGCAAAACAGAAUACACUCUAUGAUGGCUCACCUGUCCAUUGCAAACUCACAGAGCUGAGGGCUUAGAGACACAAAAUAAUCAACAUAUUAUGUCUUCGAACUGUGAGAGCAAACCAAUCACCUAGAGUGGUCAAACGUGGUGAAAAUGAGAACAUAUAGACUCCCCACAGAAUGUCACCAGACUGGAAUCAAACCGAGUUGUAAGACAACAGCACUAAUCUCCAUGCCAUUAUGGUCCCCAGUUCAUGUUAAAGUAAAACCAAAUACUGAUUCCAAAACAUUUUACAUUAUUUGUAGACAAUGUUUCCAUUCUAUUCACUUACACACAUUGAUCAAUAUGUAUUCACAAUGUUGGUAAGUGGCACAGUCCAGAUAAUAUCCUACAACCAGGUCAAAAGCUGUUCAACAAACACAGUAAUAUGUUCUGACUAGUUACCAUUGAUUCAGUAUUAUGCAUUUACUGUGUGGCCUUUUAAACUUUUCUGUUCCUAAUGGGCUUUCAUUAGGAGUUCUUGAGCCUUUAUAUAAGGAAAUGUCUUGAGAGGAAAGGAAUGUUGUGUUGUGUCAUGGCCAUACAGAACAUACAGCAAACAAAUAAACAUUUGAUAUAUUUUAGACAGUU